Molecule: messenger RNA, 1775 nt
Organism: Puccinia graminis f. sp. tritici CRL 75-36-700-3
Lineage: Eukaryota; Fungi; Basidiomycota; Pucciniomycetes; Pucciniales; Pucciniaceae
Exons: 4
Coding region: 63-1733 (556 amino acids)
Molecular function (GO): 1-alkyl-2-acetylglycerophosphocholine esterase activity
Source: RefSeq, a predicted model, not a curated record
CACUCCACUUGGACCUUCAGCAACAACCCAGGCUGACUUCAACCAGAACACCACCAUCCACCAUGCAACGACCAGCAGCAGCCUCCCAUUCAGAGCCCGAGCCAUCGACGACCACACUUCCACCCUCAGUCCUGCCCCCACUCGAAACUGAUCCUACCAUCGAGCCGGUGCCCGCAUUCUCGAGACGGGGGCCGUUGAAAUGGACCGACUAUCUCGGCUGCUACUUGCCAGGGUACGACGGCCCACAUGAUGUUGGUACACUGACUCUGGAACUGCCGCUUCCUGAACCCUAUUCAACAUACGAACUCUCGAGUCCUAUGAAGAGACACGACGGGAAGCCGAUCCUAGAGUUGAACCCCUCCCUGAUGACGAUCUUCUAUCCGGUUCAAAAGCGGCCUGCCGAGCCGCUGUGGCGGAGGGCUCUGACGAUGGGCAGACUAGUCGGUGGGGAGCCCCGGUUACGCUGGAUCACUCUGGCCCAGAUCCAAGGCUAUCUCCGGUUCGCUAGCAUCCCUACUUGGAUGCGCUGCUUGAUCAUCCCGCCGCUCCUGCUCGCCAUGGGCCCGACCAAGCUCCCGACUCGAGGUGGGGCCCCGAUCUGUCUCAAGGAAGGUGUCCAGCAGGACGGCGAGCGACGGCGGUACAAGCUGAUGAUCUUCUCGCACGGACUGACCGGAAACCGUACUUGCUACUCGCAGCUUUGUGGCCGAUUAGCCGCACAAGGAUACGUGGUGGCAGCGGUUGAGCAUCGGGACGGGACGGGCUCGCAUAGCGUUGGGGCGGCCCGGAUCGGCGGCAAGACGGUGGAGAAAUCGGUGCCCUAUGUGGACAUGGCUGAUGUCAGCUCGGACACCCGACCAGAGGACUACCUGGUCGCACGCGCCUUCCAGCUCGAACUCCGGACCGUCGAAGUCCUUGCGGCUGCCAAAUCUCUGGCCUCCCUCGCUCGCCCCCUUCCCGGUUGGAGGGCGCUCCGAGACGCUAACCUCAGGGUCCGUGGUGCCCCCGGAUGGGCCGCUGAUGAUGGCGCACAAUGGUCCGACCAACAGUGGGAUAACUUCGCCAGCGCCGUGGAUUGGGAUCGUGAUGUCACCCUUGCCGGUCAUAGUUUCGGUGCUGCUGAUGUGAUAAUGGCAGCACGACAUCCCGAUCGACCAAAAUCAUGGAAACGAUUUAUCCUUUACGAUCCCUGGCUAGAAACCUUAGACCAUUGUUCGGAGAAGUUCAUACGAACAUGGAGGAAGAGUUCAUCGAGCGAAGGGCCAGUCCCGCCGGACUUCCCAUGCUUGAUCGUCAAUUCGCCCGGCUUUACCGUAUGGAAGGAGCACUUCAAACGGCUCCAAGACCUCUUCAUCAUCGAUCGUAACAAGUCUGAUCAGUUCUGCUUGUUCGCUACUCUGGGCGGAAUCAUACAUAGCUCGUUCUCUGACCUCCCCGUCUUGGUCGAAUGGCUUUGGAAGCUCACGAGAAAGUUGAAGGUGGAUUCGCAAAAGGCGAUCCAAAUCAUCACUGAUCUGACGCUCGAAUUCAUCGAAUACGACGCCGCCGGGGGUCGAGCGCCGUCUAAAGAAGCCCGCAGAGAGAAAGAAGAUCAAGCCGAGGCGAAGGAUCGCUUGCAGGCCUUUCUCGAUCUUCAUAAGCCUCAACCCAGCCAUGGCCAUCCCCAACACGAAGAAUCGCUCGAGUCUCUUCAGCCUGGAAAGCUCCUUGUUCACUUCAAGCGCUUCUUUUAGAGCUCUCUCUCUCUCUCUCUCUCCUUCGUUUGAAAUUGUUAC